Molecule: messenger RNA, 2789 nt
Organism: Diachasmimorpha longicaudata
Lineage: Eukaryota; Metazoa; Arthropoda; Insecta; Hymenoptera; Braconidae
Gene: Mocs1
Product: Molybdenum cofactor synthesis 1
Exons: 8
Coding region: 173-1837 (554 amino acids)
Biological process (GO): Mo-molybdopterin cofactor biosynthetic process
Molecular function (GO): cyclic pyranopterin monophosphate synthase activity; 4 iron, 4 sulfur cluster binding; metal ion binding
Source: RefSeq, a predicted model, not a curated record
UCACGUCGAAUAUAUCGUGUGUCGAUGUGUGGGAAAAUGUGGAAAGUUGUACAAAAAAAUGGUUUACCAACACUUUAUCAUUUUAUCAGGGACACGUUGCACCAGGGGUAUCAUUAUCCAUCGCACGUACAUGUAAUCUUUGGUGAGCAGCCUGUCACGUAAUUUGGGGAGCAUGUACCUGAGGAAGAAUGUUAUCAUUAUGGGAAUACGACGAUAUUACUCGGCUGAGACGAUUCUCCAACCCAAAACUUCCCGAGUUCAGCAACUUCGAGAACGACUGAGGAAUGAUGACAGUGGAAUCCUGACAGAUUCCUUUGGAAGGAAGCACACGUACCUGAGAAUUUCUGUGACGGAGAGGUGCAAUCUUCGAUGUUUAUACUGCAUGCCUGCUGAGGGUGUCAAAUUGACAAAGAAUGAGAAUAUUUUGAAGACUGAUGAAAUUCUGCGACUCGCCAGGCUCUUCGUCAAGAGGGGAGUUCGGAAAAUUCGAUUAACCGGGGGUGAACCGACCGUUAGAAAAGAUAUAAUCGAUAUUAUAGCUCAGUUGAGGCAAAUUGAAGAGAUAGAGAGCAUUGGAAUGACAACGAACGGUUUGGUACUAACUCGACAACUGCCGGCUCUGCAGCGAGCGGGACUGGAUGCCCUGAACAUCUCCCUGGACAGUCUCCAGAGAGAUCGCUUCGAAAAAUUCACGAGGAGGCAGGGGUGGAGUAGAGUAAUGGCAGCCAUUGAUCUAGCUGUACAGCUUCAGUUCAAUCCAGUCAAGGUAAAUUGUGUCAUCAUGCGGGGUUUCAACGACGACGAGCUCACAGACUUCGUGCAACUAACGAAGGAUAAACCUAUCGACGUGCGGUUCAUCGAGUACAUGCCCUUUGACGGUAACAAAUGGGAUGAGAAUAAAAUGGUGUCUUUCGAGGAGAUGAAGAAGAAGAUCAGGGAAAAAUUUCCUGAUUUCCAAGCGAUGAAGAAUUCACCCAAUUCUACGUCAAAGGCGUUUUACGUUCCUGGAUAUGUGGGUCAAGUGGGUUUCAUCACGUCAAUGAGCGAGCACUUCUGCUACUCCUGUAACAGACUACGAAUAACGGCCGAUGGAAACCUGAAAGUCUGUCUCUUCGAGGGUACCAGUGAAGUGUCCUUGAGGGACGCCAUAAGAAGCGGAGCAGGGGACAAACACAUCGAGGAAAUAAUCGGUCUAGCCGUUUCCAAAAAGAAGAAACAACACGCAGGUAAACGAGCAUCAUCAUCAUCACCAUCAACAUCAAAAAUGCACAAUCAUCUCAAGAAAUACUUGAUAAAUGGUCUACUGACCUCGAGUAAUUCAAUAACAAAAUUAGUAGUACAACAGUAUUCGACGUUUUCCCACGUCGAUGUAGAGGGAAAAGCGAGUAUGGUUGAUGUGAGUGAGAAAAUGCCGAGUGAUCGUUGGGCGAGGGCGAGAGGGAUAAUCAGAGUUGGUCCACGAGUUAGUCAAUUAAUCGAUCAAAAUAAUGUGAAGAAGGGUGACGUUCUUCUUGUUGCCAAAUUGGCUGGAAUAAUGGCAGCGAAGAAAACGUCGGAUUUAAUUCCCCUGUGUCAUCCACUUAGUUUAACACACGUCGAGGUAAACCUAGCACUCAGGCAAAUUGACAAUGAACAUGUUGUUGAGAUCCAUUCGGAUGUGAGAUGCUCAGGUAAAACAGGUAUUGAGAUGGAGGCACUCACUGCUGUCAGUGUUGCUGCGCUCACUGUUUAUGAUAUGUGCAAAGCAGCUGUGUCUGCUGAUGAGUUACAGAUUGGGAAAAUUGAAUUGAUUUGUAAAUCCGGGGGGAAAAGUGGGAAUUACUCCAGGCACAAUUGAACACAAAGUUCAGAACGAGACCAGUCGAUUUUACUUGAAAUUUCAGUCCUUUUUGUCUCUUAAUUCAGUCUAAAAAGGUUCUGCUAAGUUUCAAGUCAAGUUGAAUUAAUAAUUAAUUAUAAUCGGAUAUUUAGUAAUCAUGUAACAAAAAAAAUUCUCUCGACUUCUUUUGCCACAAAAUCUAAUCAGCAAGAUGAUUACAAGCUAUUUAAAUUUAUCCUACGAUUUUAUACCACACUAAAUAUGAAAUCGACUUGUUACGUUUCACCACGUCGCCGGUAAUUUUGUUUUCUCGGGCGUAUUAUUUUUUAUUUUUUAGUACUAGUGGAAAUAGACGAUUUACUAUUUCUACUAGACACCUUGUUAUGUUUAAAACUUCAUGCUUCUAGCCGGUACAUUAUCUAUGGAAGAUCUAGAUUUUAACAGAUGCAGUUCAUGCGAAGCUGAACAGAAUAUGCAUAAUAUUUUUAAAAGUGAUUUAUACUUCACGACUGCAACAUAUGCACAAUUUACAAGUAAAAAAUACUUUUUAUAGAGUUGUUACUUCUUUGGUAUCGAUAUUUACGAGGGAAAUCUUGUUGGUUUUUAUACGUUUCUGUUAUAAAUCUAUAAAUAUCUGUUAUUCCUGAAAGAUUUUUGUAUUUUUAAAUAUAUUCGAGAGGAUAAGCGUAGGUGGAGUAAAAUGGGCCCUUUUCGAUGAGAGUAGAAAGUCUCAUUAACUUUAAAAACAUUCCAUUUUCUCAAUACUCGAAUGAGGUAUUGAAGAUUUUUAAAUAAAUCAAAAGUUUCCAUUUUGCUUGACUCUGCAAAAGUUGUAAAGUUGUAAAAAUGGCAGCUCAUAGUCAUCAAUAAUUAAGCAUAAUAACCUCAUGGAAUUCUUCCAUUUAAAAAUAUUAUUUAUGGACACUCUGUACAAAUUGUUCUUGAUAAAGUGAUCAAACUAAUUACAAAA